AUGAGCUUUCCAGACAAACUGCUGAUCCUGCUCCUCCUUUCUUCCCUGGUCUCUGCCCAGCUCAGACAUAAUUUCAGUUCCAGGUCUUCUUCCAUCCAGGAACCCACUCCAUCAAUCUCCAACACAAGCUCUACAGUAGAAGAGGAGCUUGCUGGCAGUAUACAGCCUCCCAGUGUGAGCCAAAAACCUCAAGAAGAGGAAAAACAAGAUUGGUCUGUGCCUGAAAAUUACCUCUAUACCGGUGAUGCCUCUCUCCUGAGUUCUUCAAGCUGCCGGGAUUCUUUCCAGCUGACUGCUCAGCAUGGUGCUAUGCCACAAGACAUCAAGGCCCUCCUCUACCAGCCUACACUGUCCUUGACUAACACUGUGAACUUCCUCAACCUUAUCUUUCAGGCAAGUGAACUGAGGGAGACCAGCAUAAGGGAGGACAUAGAGUGGUACCAUGCGUUGGUCCGGUCCAUGCUUGUUGGUGAAAGGCCUAGCCUGGUGAGACAUGCUCUGCUAAGCUUUGAUGCUGAUCCUACAGCACCUCAACCACAGCUCGUACUCUGGGCGUCCAAGGGCUCAUCUCAGGACAUCUACCUACAGGACCUCACAUUAGCCUGGGACAAACUUCACUUAUUGCCCCAUGGCCUUGAUCAGAGCUGGUUCACCUUACUGAAGUCCAACAGCCUAUCCUUUUCUAGCCUGUCUAAACAGGUCCUGCUCAAUGACCUCAGCACCCUGGACACACCCAAGUGGGCACACGGGGGCACCUAUGUAACUAAUAGCAGUGGACUGCAGUGGGGUGAGGCUCCAUUCUUGGAAUGUAAGGAAGGGCAUUUCCUGCCUGGGUGGCUACUUACACUUUCCAUGCCUUUUUAUGGGCUGAAACCAGACCUCAGUCCUGAGUUCAGAGGUGUGAUCCGUGUAGAUGUGAAUAUCCAGGAUUUUGAUGUAAACCAGUGUGCCACUGGGGACUUUUGGUUUGCUGACACACAUCAGUGUAACCGUACCAGCAUGGAGUGUGAGCCGAUUCCUGGGCAAGGGUUUCGUUUUGGCCAGUACUGCUGCCGAUGUAAAGAAGGAUACUACAGCCUGACAACAGUCACAAAUAACCAGUGUACAGCUUUUUUGGAUGAUGGUUCGAGUAGUACUCAGGGGUGUUACCCUAUGAUUCCUGUGUGUGUGCCCUGCUGGCCGGGCUGUAAGCAGUGUCAGGAUGGUUCCCCAUGUUGGGUUCAGGAGGACUGGAACCUGAGAACAGUGCUACUAAUUGUGCAUGGUUUCUUCAUGGCACUUGUGCUUAUCAGCAUGCUGAGAGUGUACCAAUGCCGGAAGACAAGGCUGAUUCGAGCAUCUGGUCUCUUGUUGCUGGAGAUUGUUCUCUUCGGGUCUCUGCUUCUUUACUUUCCUGUCUUGAUAAUAUAUUUCAAACCCAGCACGUUCCGCUGCAUCCUGCUCCGUUGGGUCCGUUUGCUGGGCUUUGCCAUUCUUUAUGGCACUGUGAUGUUGAAAAUGUACAGGGUUCUAAAUGUAUUCCUCUCAUGCAUUGCCCAGAGAGUCCCCUACAUGUCCAGCACCAGUGUACUCAGGAUGCUGGGAGUGAUGGUGCUCACAGUGAAAUGGUUUUUGUGUGCUUGGACUGUGGGGGUCCUUCAGAACCGGGAUCGUAAUAUCCCUCUACUGAUAACAUUAACCACCUCAGAUGGGCGGCGUUUCCAAGUGUGUGAUUUGGACCGAUGGGAUUACAUGAUGGCUAUGGCGGAGGUGCUGUUCUUGUGCUGGGGCAGCUCUCUCGGCAGUGCAGUGAAGGCUGUGCCUUCUGCCUUCCAUGAGCCUCGCUACAUGGGCAUCGCCAUCCACAACGAACUGCUCUUCUCCACUGUCUUUCAUCUACUCAGAUUCAUAAAGCCAUCUCUACAUCCUGACUGGAUGCUCUUGCUGUUCUUUAUCCACAUACAUGUCACAAUCACUGUAACACUUGGCCUGCUAUUCUUUCCCAAGUUCCUUCAUAUAUCUCAACUCAAAAAAGAAGAUAUUGUUUCAGAGAUGUAUGAGGAUGAAGUCGUCCUGCCACGCUCAUGUUUACACCUGAAUAACAGUUUUACAUCUGCCUGCUGGAGCGACCACAACCUGGACCCUGAUGACAUUCGGGGUGAGCUGAAGAAACUUUAUGCUCAGUUAGAAGUCCACAAGACCAAGAAAAUGGGAAACAACAACCCACACCUGCAGAAAAAGCGCAGCUCUCGGCUCAUGCUUGGCCGUUCCCUUGUUAGGCGGAUAGCCGAGAUCCCAGACAGCAUGAGUCGGCAGGGUAGCCGUGAAGAUAAGGACACGUCAAGAACUGGAGGAACACGAAAAAGGUCUGGGUCUUGCAUGGCAAUUUCCGAAAGCACCUGUGUCAUUAUGAGAAAUGAGACAGCAAAGCUGCCAUCACCAGAGAUACAAAAGUGUGUGCCAGUGAGAGAUACCUCACUGAUAAAUUCUUCAGUGAAAAACUGUAUGAACAAGAGGGCCUCGGAGACGGAGUCCAUCGACACAGCACCACUUUUCUGUAAGUCGGUCAGUGCUCAAAACCUGGCUGUAGACAACAGCUUCCUGCAGCCAGUGUCCACCCGGGUUCAGAAAUCAUAUAGUUUUACAGAGAAUCACAGGGAUCAUAAUCCUCAUUCUCCUACUAAGAGCAUGGUGGACACAUCACAUAUUUAUAAAACGAGCCCAAAAGAUCAGUCACUGGACAAGGUCGAGGUUAAAGAGAAACAGCCUACAGACACAAACAUGUCAAACCAAAAACAUGUUACUUGCAUGCUCUCUGAGCAAGAAACCCUAACACCAAAGCUUACAUCAACCCCUACACUACUGUAUGUUUGCCCCUGGGAAUUUGCCUCCUCAUUGCCUUCCUCUUCCCCUCCUGUGGCAAAAAGAGAGAGUGGUCUAGACUCAGAUCUUGAAUCUUCAAGACCAAAACCUCCAAUCUCCUCAAGUGCUCCAGGAUCACCAUAUAGCUUUGCCAAGCCAAUGGCCCACUGUGGUUUCUCUUUCCAUUCUGCUACCCAGACCCUCCUUUUAGCAAGGGGCUUGGUGGCUAAAAAAUCGAGUGACCAAUAUAGCAGUAAAAAUGAACUUAGCAAACAGGAGAAUGUUUCUCCUUGGGAAAUCGACUCUGAACGGGCAGCAAAUACAAAGGACAGCAUCAUUGAGAAGGGGGAGGAAGAUACCAGUGUACAUACUGCACACGAGGCAAGGGCUAAUCGGCCUUUGACUCGAUGUGAUGCAUUGUGUCCAUGGGAAAUGAAAGGAGGAUCACAAGCAUCCAUUACUAAGCAUGAUAACUCAGAUAUCUUCACAUGGGAGGAAUCGAUUGCAGAGGAAGAAAGUGAUGCAGAAACAGCGGCAGAGGCCUUCAUCUUCCCACCUGACUAA
This is a messenger RNA of Neoarius graeffei (lesser salmon catfish), 3405 nucleotides long. RefSeq names its product G protein-coupled receptor 179 (gene gpr179). The record is from RefSeq and is a predicted model, not a curated record. Gene Ontology annotation, biological process: G protein-coupled receptor signaling pathway. The transcript has 12 exons. Bases 1 to 3405 code for a protein of 1134 amino acids. Gene Ontology annotation, molecular function: G protein-coupled receptor activity. Gene Ontology annotation, cellular component: membrane. Lineage: Eukaryota; Metazoa; Chordata; Actinopteri; Siluriformes; Ariidae.